Messenger RNA from Sander lucioperca (pikeperch), 827 nucleotides. RefSeq names its product apelin receptor early endogenous ligand (gene apela). The coding region runs from base 147 to 329 and encodes 60 amino acids. The transcript is spliced from 3 exons. Lineage: Eukaryota; Metazoa; Chordata; Actinopteri; Perciformes; Percidae. The record is from RefSeq and is a predicted model, not a curated record. Gene Ontology annotation, biological process: heart development; apelin receptor signaling pathway. Gene Ontology annotation, molecular function: apelin receptor binding.
CGUGGUGGGCCUUCUGGACUGAAACAGAGCAGGAGACAGAGUACCACAUUGAGCAUCAUCAGUGCAGCUCAAAGCCAGAAAGACUCUCCAGACUUUUAGAAAAUUAUCAGUUACUAACCUCUUCAGAAGCUAACUGCUGCCCAGCCAUGAGGGUUUUCAACCUGCUCUACCUGCUCCUGCUGCUCGUAGUCGUUGUAGCAUCAGUCUCCUCCGCACCAGUCUCCACCGGCAGACCAGAUUUCCUCUACCUAAGGAGAAAAUACCACAGACACCACUACUGCCCCCACAGAAGAUGCAUGCCUCUCCACUCCAGAGUACCCUUCCCCUAAGGUUGAAGAACAAGAAUGAGGGUGACCUAAGGAGAGAAAUGUGAAUAUGAAGCAACUGCAGUGUGUGGCCCAAACACCAUGGAUGGGUCCCAGUACAAAGACAUAGAUUGUGAAGUGGAGGAGACAUCAUGCCAAUGCCCUCCAAAGACACAGAAAGAAACUGUCUUUAUUCCCAACAAAAUAUAAACCAAGCAUUGUUUUGGCAUCCUGGUGGACACAGAUCUGGGUUUGUCCAGUUGCAAGCGUCUUCCCUCUUCGUCUUCAAAAGCCGAUGCUCUUGUACUGAACAAGAACAAGGGAAAAGGAGCUACAACAACACAAGUAUAUUCGACGCUCGACUUAAAAGCUACGGACCAAAGAGCUGGAAACAUCUUAGUGGCUGCAGCUACGAUGAACAGCAUCCACAGUAUUCCUACAAAGUGUUUAUUAUGCAUGUAUGCACUUGAAAUGUUUAUUGACUUAUGUUUUAAACUUUUUAAUAAAAAUAUAUUGAUGUAG